Alosa alosa (allis shad) is the source of this 3153-nucleotide messenger RNA. RefSeq names its product sorting nexin 7 (gene snx7). The record is from RefSeq and is a predicted model, not a curated record. Lineage: Eukaryota; Metazoa; Chordata; Actinopteri; Clupeiformes; Clupeidae. Gene Ontology annotation, molecular function: phosphatidylinositol binding. The transcript has 9 exons. The coding region runs from base 139 to 1551 and encodes 470 amino acids.
CCUCUUUCCUCGCCACACUUCCGUUAAUGCGCAGUAACGUUCAUUCACUCCAACCUUUCUGAAAAGUUGAGGAGUUUUUCGCAAUUCGCUGGUGAAGUUCAUGGGCUGGCUGUGGUUGAAAAAAACAUAAAGAGAGUCAUGAGUGGGAAUGUCGCCGAUUCAGCUGUCUCUCCGACUACCCCAGCUCAAACAAUUCCGGCAGAUCUUUCAGGACAAAUGUUAGAAUUAGAUGAAGACGAUGAUUUGGAAGUAUUCAGCAAGGAUACAACAAACACAGACGGAGGGUCUUUCAAUGCCUCCAUGCAGACGUCGCCGGGCUCCAUGAUUAACCAGUACAAAUUUGACGAGGAGGAAGAGGAAGAGGACCCAGGUGCGAAAGACCUCUUCAUCACAGUGGACAACCCAGAGAGCCAUAUCACUACCAUUGAGACAUUCAUCACUUACAGGGUUGUCACCAAGACCACCCGCAGCGAGUUUGACUCCUCUGAGUAUGAGGUACGCCGGCGCUAUCAGGACUUCCUGUGGCUGAGAGGGCGUCUAGAGGAGGCCCACCCCACGCUGAUUGUGCAUCCCUUACCAGAGAAGUUUGUCAUGAAGGGGAUGGUGGAGAGGUUCAAUGACGACUUCAUCGAGACCCGCCGGAGGGCCCUCCACCACUUCCUCAACCGCAUCGCCGAGCACCCUAUCCUCUCCUGCAACGAAGACUUAAAGGUCUUCCUUAGUGCUCAGGCCUGGGAACUGGCCUCUCACAAGAAGCAGGGCCCGGGCUUCCUCAGUCGGAUGGGGGAGACGGUCAGAGCGGUGGCAGCGUCGGUGCGCGGAGUGAAAAACCGGCCGGAAGAGUUCAACUCCAUCCAGGAGUAUGUGGAGUCCUUCAGCCAGAAGAUGACCUCGCUGGACAGAAUCACUCAGAGGAUAGUCAAAGAGGAAAGGGAGUACCUGGAGGAGAUGAAGGAGUACGCCCCCACCUACACACUCUGGUCGGGCUCGGAAGAGGAGCUGGCUGAGCCCCUGAAGGGUGUGGCCAACUGUCUGGACAGGUGUUUCCAGGAGACGGAGGGACAGGUGCGCCAGCUCUCGGACUGCCUGGCCCCUACCCUGCACGAGUAUGUGCUGAGUACCGACACCUUAAAGGCCGUGCUCAGAAGACGAGACAACAUGCAGGCUGAGCUGGAAGCCAAGAACGAGGCGCUAGCCGCCAAGAGGGCUGACCGAGACGCGGACCCCAGAGAGCGCGGCGUUGUGUGGCAGAGCCUGCUCGGCAAAAACCCAGAGGAGGCCCGACAGCAGCGGCAGCAGAGGCUGACCGGGGAGAUCGGCGAGCUGAAGGAGGAGAUCGAUAAGCUGGAGGACCGCGUGGAGUGGGCCAACAACGCUCUGAAGGGGGACUGGAGUCGCUGGCAGAGGAGCAUGCGGAGCGACCUGAAGGACGCCUUCGUCUCCACCGCCCAGAAGAACGUCGACUACUACGAGAAGGUGAGGGUCACUCACCUCAAACCACCACAACCUCACCACACUUUUGAUACACGACUCGUAUCAAUCACACUCUGAUUAUCCGUGGAUGUGCUAAGCUCAUGUGUUAUGUUUAUGGCUAUAGUUCUUAGCAGACAAAAAAAUGAAGUCUUAUAGCCUAGGUAAAAGAAAUACCAAUAUUAGUAAUAGACUAAAUUGAAUUGAACAUAAUAACUACCAUAAACAUAAACAAACCGCGACUAAGGAGAAUAAAUCAGUAAGGUUUUUAUCUUUACUUUUCCAAUAAAAUAUUCAUGACAACACCAUACUUUAAAAAAAAUCAGUUGAGUUGAGCACAGCCACACUCAACCACUGUGCAGUUAGGCAGCUAUUACAGCCCACUUGCAUCAGUGGCAUUUUUUGGAAGUUAUAAUUUUGUUGGUCUCAAUAUCAGGAAGGUUUGUCUGGCUUGUGGGGACACAUUUUCGAGCUCCAGUAAUUCUUUUGACCUGAACCAAAUGCUGACAGACCGAUUUUUCCAUUGAUCUUUUUUCUCUCUUUAAAAUGCAAAUGCAUUAAGUGCGUCCAAAGAAAUGGUUGAAUGUCUGAGGGGAGCUUUGGCACAACCGGCAGACCACUUUUGGCUGCAAGUGCCCACAGACACCCGGUUUUGAUUCCGACCUGCGGUCAUCUCUGGAUCCCACCCAACCUCUCUCUCAGUUCCUCCCUGUCACUCUCAACUGUAUCUACAUAAAGGCAAAAGCCAAAUGAUAUACUUUAGUAUGUCAUUAAAAAGCCAAAUGAUAUAGUAUCAUAUGAAAAAAGGAAUUCAUGAAAGUUCCUUUGCAGUUCAUAGAAAAUGAAAAUAUAAAGUAGUGACAUGGAUGUGGCUGUGAAUGUGGCUGUCGUAUGUGCUUGCAAGUCUGUUCUUCUUCCAACAGAGGGCAGCACUGCCUCAUAUUCACUCUUUGCCGCUGCUCAGAGCAGGGAAUAACCUUUUCAGCUGGGAAAAAAACCCUCUGGCUGAGUAGGAAUGAAAGGUGCUGCAGAUGCACACAUAGAGAAAGACCUCCUUAUGCCAUUUGGAAGCAGAUUGUUUAAUUUCUUCCCACUCCUCUUCCUCUCGUGGAGUCUUGUCCCUUCGGCUGAAUGGUUUAGAUUGCGUGUUUCUUCCCUUACUAUAUCCUGCCAUCUCUCACCAAGCACACACGCUCACCCCUGGGAGCCCUCCAGCAGUGGCACAGAGAUAUCACCAAAGGUCUUGGAGGUUCUCCGCAUCGUUAUCGGCGUUGGCAUCUCCAGAGGGGCCCCUCAGAAGCCUCACCUCUGAGGCCUCUCCUCACUCUCCUUUUCUUACCGCCACUGGAGAAAUAGAUUCCAAUAAUCAACAGCCACACAAACACUUCACUUUCGCGCUCGCAGCUUUUCGUUCCUGCUGGGCCCGGGAGGGGCUGGGUUUGAAAGGCUGGCCUUGAGGGUGGAUGUUUUGACAUCAAAUGGAAUGACAGUGUGCUUUCUAAUGACUGCCGCACGGAAAACUCCCCCAUGGCCUGCAGCCCCCUGCCGCCCCAGACUGGAGAUUUGGCCCGGCCGCCUUGUGAGUUUGUUUGUUUGUUUGUUUGUUUGUUUGUUUGUUUGUUGUUGAUAUGAGUUUGGCUCAAGGCACUCACAUUAGUUAUACACAGUCAGGAACAAGAGAGA